Messenger RNA from Limanda limanda (common dab), 2492 nucleotides. RefSeq names its product twinkle mtDNA helicase (gene twnk). The record is from RefSeq and is a predicted model, not a curated record. Gene Ontology annotation, biological process: mitochondrial DNA replication. Gene Ontology annotation, molecular function: ATP binding; 5'-3' DNA helicase activity; single-stranded DNA binding. The transcript has 7 exons. Gene Ontology annotation, cellular component: mitochondrion. The coding region runs from base 44 to 2170 and encodes 708 amino acids. NCBI's taxonomy places the organism in Eukaryota, Metazoa, Chordata, Actinopteri, Pleuronectiformes, Pleuronectidae.
GGCAGAUGAUACGAGCUCGUUCUCUGUCCCAUCCGGGUGAGUGAUGUGGAGGAGGCUGCUGCUGAAGGGCACCUCCUGCCUCCUGCAGGCCGUGGACCCGAGGCUCCUGCACCCGAAGCUCCUGCACCCGAAGCUCCUGCACCACAGACCUGUCUCCUCCCUGUGUCUGAGGCUGCCCCCCCACAGGCUCCUCCUGGCCCACGGUGGCACCAGGACCUACAAGAAGGAUGCCAAGUCUCCCGUGGAGCUCCCAGCGACCCCCAUCACCGUCACUGAGAUCAAACAGUACUUCCGCUCCAAGGACCUCCCCUUCCACGACGGCUACAGCUGCCUCCACCUCCCGAGCAUCUUCGUGGAGCCGGCGGCGAGGAGGGACGCCUUCUCCCUGUUCGUGGACAAAACCACGGGUCAGUUCCUGUGCAUGGACACGCUGGUGGAGGGCAGCUGGGAGGAUCUCCAGGACUGUCUGGAGGUGAUGCAGAAGGAGGAGCAGGACGUCCUCAGCCCCCAUGUGCUGCUGGGGUACCCGGACAGCGUGGAGGAGCAGGAGGAGCGGGACCGGGAGCUGAGGGAGGUGCAGAGGAUCUGGUCCAGCUCCGUGCCGCUCACCGACGUGCCGGAGGACGAAGCUCUGCUGAUCAAAACCAUGUUCCAGAUCACAAAGGUUUCCAACGCAACCCUGAAGAAGUUUGGUGUGCGGCUGUUCAAACCCACCAAGAGUCUGGUGUUCCCGUGGUUCGGCGGACCCGACCUCUCUCUGAAGGGAGUGAAGCUCCUCUCGGCCCAAAGCAGCGACACCGACCGGGUCACGUACAACGAAGCCACCGUCCCAAAGUGCAGCUCUUACUACAACCUGUUCGGCCUCCCCCUGGUGGGCCGCAUGGACUCGGAGGUGGUGCUGACGGGCCACGAGCUGGACACGCUGGCUGUGAGUCAGGCCACGGGUCUCCCCAGCGUCGCUCUCCCACGCGGAGUCAGCUGCCUCCCUCCCAUCCUGCUGCCGUACCUGGAGCAGUUCAAGCGGGUGACGCUGUGGCUGGGAGGCGACAUCCGCUCCUGGGAGGCGUCCAAGAUCUUCUCCCGGAAGCUGGGUCUGAGGCGCUGCUCCCUGGUGCGCCCGGGGGAGUACCGGCCAUGUCCUGUGGAGGCGCUGGCUCAGGGGAAGAACUUAAACCACAUCGUGAAAGCCUCCAUUCCAGCAGCUCACAAGUCCAUAGUGUCCUUCAAGCAGCUCCGAGAGGACGUGUACGGGGAGCUGCUGAACACGGAGCAGGUGGCCGGGGUGAAGUGGACCAGGUUCCUGGAGCUCAACCGGAUCCUGAAGGGUCAUCGCAAGGGGGAGCUGACGGUUUUCACAGGUCCUACUGGCAGUGGGAAGACCACCUUCAUCAGUGAGCUGGCUCUGGACCUCUGCAUGCAGGGCGUCAACACGUUAUGGGGAAGCUUCGAGAUCAACAACGUGCGUCUGGCUAAGAUCAUGCUCACACAGUUCGCCCUGCAGAGGCUGGAGGAGAACCUGGAGCAGUACGACUUCUGGGCGGACAAGUUCGAAGACCUGCCGCUCUACUUCAUGACGUUUCACGGGCAGCAGAACAUCAAGGCGGUGCUGGACACGAUGCAACAUGCUGUUUACCUCUAUGACAUCAACCACGUCAUCAUCGACAACCUGCAGUUCAUGAUGGGACAGGAGAACCUCUCCGUAGACAAGUUCGCAGUUCAGGACCACAUCAUCGGGGCGUUUAGGAAGUUCGCCACCAACAGCAGCUGCCACGUGACUCUGAUCAUCCACCCGAGGAAGGAGGAGGACGAUCGGGAGCUGCAGACGGCUUCGAUCUUUGGUUCUGCUAAGGCCAGCCAGGAAGCCGACAACGUCCUCAUCCUGCAGGAGAAGAAGCUGGUGACGUGUCCGGGCCGCCGGUCCCUGCAGGUCACCAAGAACCGCUUCGACGGGGAUGUGGGCAUCUUCCCUCUGGACUUCCUCAAGUCCUCGCUCACCUUCUCGGCUCCGGUUAAAAGCAAACACAAACUGAGGAAGGUCGCCUCCAAGCCGGAGAACGAGGAAGAGGAGGAGGAGGGCGAGGCGGCGAUGAAGAAGAGCCAGGGGAAAAAGGAGAAGGCAGAGAAAGCAAACAAAACAACAAAGACUCCGAAACCUGCAACUGGAAAAUAAACAAACCAGAACUCAUCCAUAUAUAUAUAUAUAUAUAAAACCCUAAGCAUUCAUAUUUCAUGAAAGCCGAAAAGUUGCCAUCAUGUAUUUUACAUAGAAGAUGUCAGACAGUUUUAUGUCCGUCACAAAGUGUUGAACAUGUUCAGUCUGGAAAGUUUUUAGUUCUGGAUAAUAAGACGAGUUGAAGCCUUUUCUAAAAGUGUUAAAGUUCUUCUGUUUCAAAUUAUACUGUGACCCAAAGCUACUGAUUUCAUGGUUGAACACUGUCGUAUAUCACGAUGAUAUCAGCAUUUACAGAGAACCAAUUAUGAUUUAUUGAACC